This is a messenger RNA of Cryphonectria parasitica EP155, 579 nucleotides long. RefSeq lists its product as uncharacterized. The transcript is spliced from 3 exons. The record is from RefSeq and is a predicted model, not a curated record. Bases 1 to 579 code for a protein of 192 amino acids. Lineage: Eukaryota; Fungi; Ascomycota; Sordariomycetes; Diaporthales; Cryphonectriaceae.
AUGUUGUUCUCUUCGAGUCUUGCCUUUUUGACAUUGGCGCCCCUGUUUCUCUGCGUACCAACAGUGCUGGCUACGAGCGGCUUCUCAUCCACCUGCGCAAAUUACUACCUCGGGAAUGGCGUCUCGGACGGGACCGGUGAACUCUUCAUCGAGGCAUGGUGCCACGGCGGCCUGAUGUACGACGGAACUCCGUAUUCGGGAAAAUGUAGCCGGUUGAGCCUAGCAGAGUGCUUCAAGAGUGUGGGUUCUAAGUUUUUUGUCAUGUCUUUGACGUUCACCGGGGCAGGGGCGAGGAUGCAUCAGGCUAAUAAGGGUGUGCAGGAUGACGGCGAACUCGAGCCCCUCGAUCAAGACACAGACCUCUAUCACCGCGAUAUUGCCACUGGCUGCGACAUCGAGAGCUGUGCGAUAAGAGGCGACGCAUGGGACGGGCCAAUCAUGACAUGCUAUUGUCAGGGCUCGAGUGGGCAAUGGACCCUUGCGAGCAUCGAUCUGGUUCUUCUAAAGGGUGGGGCCUGGAGGAUGGCGUCUGCAGCGAGGGAGCAGCUGCGUGACGGCGGCCCAGAGAUCAUUCAGUAG